Hipposideros armiger (great roundleaf bat) is the source of this 1487-nucleotide messenger RNA. RefSeq names its product serine peptidase inhibitor, Kunitz type 2 (gene SPINT2). The transcript has 7 exons. NCBI's taxonomy places the organism in Eukaryota, Metazoa, Chordata, Mammalia, Chiroptera, Hipposideridae. Gene Ontology annotation, molecular function: serine-type endopeptidase inhibitor activity. The coding region runs from base 475 to 1233 and encodes 252 amino acids. The record is from RefSeq and is a predicted model, not a curated record.
UGCGCCCGGGGGGCAGGAGGACCGCAGCACAGGUGCCUGCUCCCUGCGCCUGCGCUCUGCGUGCCCCGCCUCACCAGGUGCGCCCCGCCCCCUCCUCUCUGGCUGGCCACCUUCGGUAGCUCCUUCCCAGCGGCCGCCAUUGGCUCCAGCGCCCACCGAGGGUUUGGAGGUGUGGGGGGGUUCUGAACAGUGGGAGAGUCGCUGAGUGUCGCUGGCUGGGAACAAAGGGGCGAGUGAGGAGCGUUCUCCCGCAUUGUGAGUAUAGGAGGUAGAAUCCGCACACAGAAGGUCCUUGAGAAAAGGGUUUCCCGGAGACUGUGACGUGAGAGACUGCGCGGCCCCUCCGCUAGCUUCCACACCUGAACGCGAGGCGCUCCUGUGCGCGUGCGCGGCAAGGGGCUUCCCGCACCUGAUCGCGAGACCCCAACGGUCGGCGGCUGGAGGCCUCGCCUGUGCUACCGGGUGAAGCCCGUCAUGGCGCAACUGUGUGGGUUGAGGCGGUGCUGGGCGCUGCUCGCCCUGCUGGCAUCGCUGCUACUCUUCCGGGCCGAGGCGGCCGACGGAGAACGCGACGUCCACGACUUUUGCCGAGUUCCGAAGGUCGUGGGAAAAUGCCGGGCCUCCAUCCCUAGAUGGUGGUACAAUGUCACCGGCGGAUCCUGCCAGCAGUUUGUAUAUGGAGGCUGUGGUGGGAAUGACAAUAAUUACCUGACCAAGGAGGAGUGUUCUGAGAAAUGUGCUGGUGUCACAGAGAACACCAUUGAUGAUCUCGCCACCAGCAGGAAUGGAGCCGGUUCCUCUGUCCCGAGUGUUCCCAGAAGGCAGGAUUUUGAUGACUCCUCCAGCGAUAUUUUCAACUACGAAGAAUACUGCACCGCCAAGGCCGUCACUGGGCCUUGCCGCGCAUACUUCUCUCGCUGGCACUUCGAUGCCGAGAAGAACUCCUGUGAUAACUUCAUCUACGGAGGGUGUUGGGGCAAUAAGAACAACUACCUCUCCAAGGAGGAGUGCAUGAGCCGCUGCUUUGGCAAGCAGUUGUAUCCUGUCCUGCCCCUCAGCACUCAUGUGGUGGUCCUGGCGGGGCUGUUCGUGAUGGUUCUGGUCCUCUUGCUUGGAGCCUCCGUGGUCUGCCUGACCAGGAUGGCGCGGAGAAACCAAGAGCGUGCCCUCCAAACGGUCUGGAGCUCUGGAGACGACAAGGAGCACCUGGUGAAGAACACAUACCUGCUGUGAACGCCCUGUCGCCAAGAGGCUGCCCCUCGUCAGGAGUCAGGACCCCCCUGUUGAUGAACAGAACCUGGGGAGACAACUGUAGAAUGCAUGUGUACUUUUUAAAAUAGAGUGAUUGAUUUGUAUUUGUGUGAUCAUUAGGGCUUUGGGUCUGUUUGUUACUCCAGAAGUUAAGAGGGCUGCUUCCUGGUCUCCCUGCGGAGGAUUUGAGAAUCCUCAAAGAAGGGGUCACGUUCACGCUCAGAUGGCCUGGCCCC